CAUCUCAGCUUCAGUGGGGUCGCUAUGAGACUGGUUCUUCCUAACCCAGGACUGGAUGACAGAAUCCCUUCCUAUGAGGACCUGGACAGUAUGGAGAAGGAGGAAGCCGGGGACAGGCCCAAGUGGGACAACAAAGCCCAGUACAUCCUAACUUGUGUGGGCUUGUGCAUUGGGAUUGGCAAUGUGUGGCGAUUCCCUUAUUUGUGUCAAAGUCAUGGAGGAGGUGCGUUUUUGAUUCCCUACGUGAUCCUGCUGGUGCUGGAAGGAAUGCCUCUCCUGCUGCUGGAGUUUGCCAUCGGCCAGCGUCUCAGGAAAGGCAGCGUGGGAGUGUGGAGGGCCAUCAGCCCUUAUCUGACUGGUGUUGGUGUAGCCUCCAUGCUGGUGUCCUUAUUGAUUGGACUGUACUACAACACCUUAAUAGCCUGGAUCUUGUGGUAUCUCUUCAAUUCCUUUCAAAGCCCACUGCCUUGGGCUCAGUGUCCUCUCAAUGACAAUGGGACAGGAUUUGUACCAGAGUGUCAACGAAGCUCCGCUGUGGAUUACUAUUUCUACCAAGUGACUCUUAAUAGUUCAGCUUCCAUUGUGGACUCUGGAGGAAUCCACUGGCCCAUUGUACUCUGCCUGCUAGCUGCCUGGACAGUCAUGUGUGUCUGCUACAUACGGGGGAUCGGCACUUCAGGCAAGGCAGUGUAUGUCACAGCCAUCCUGCCUUACAUAGUGCUGGCCAUCUUCCUGAUCCGAGGACUGACUCUUAAAGGUGCCCUGAGUGGAAUAAUGUUCCUCUUCACACCAGACGUUGAUGAGUUGAUGAACCCAACAACUUGGCUGGAUGCAGGUGCUCAGGUCCUGUAUGCCUUUGGUUUGGGGUGGGGAGGCGUCAUCUCCUUCUCAAGCUACAACCCUGUUCACAACAACUGCAUGCAAGAUGCUGUGAUGCUAACAGCCAUAACUGGCCUCACCUCAAUCUAUGCUGCCACAGUCACCUACACCAUCAUCGGCUUCAGGGCCACAGAGAAAUAUGACAGCUGUAUCAGUGAUAACAUCAUGACAUUAUUAAAUGCAUUUGAACUUCCUGAAGACAGCAUCUUUACAAGCAACUACGACGCAGCCUUUAACCAUCUCAACAGCUCCUCUCCUGAUAUUAUUCUCGGCUUGGACAUCAAAAUCUGUGACCUGCAGACACUUCUCAGUGAGGGAGUGGAGGGAACAGGUCUGGCCUUCAUCGUGUUCACGGAAGCCAUCGCCAACAUGCCUGGUUCUCCAGCCUGGUCUGUCCUCUUUUUCAUCAUGCUUUUCUGCUUGGGUAUCUCAAGCCUGUUUGGCAACAUUGAAGGAGUGGUGGUCCCACUGAAAGACCUGAAUAUGUUACCUCAAAAAUGGCCCCAAGAAGCACGGACUGGAGUAACGUGUGCUGUUGCCUUCAUCAUCUCCCUCCUGUUUGCGCAGCAUUCAGGGAUUUAUUGGGUAACUCUCUUCGACAACUUUGCUGGAUCUGUUCCACUUCUGACUAUUGGACUGAUUGAGAUGAUAGCGGUUGUAUACAUCUACGGCAUAGACAGUUAA
Molecule: messenger RNA, 1563 nt
Organism: Sander lucioperca (pikeperch)
Lineage: Eukaryota; Metazoa; Chordata; Actinopteri; Perciformes; Percidae
Product: sodium-dependent neutral amino acid transporter B(0)AT1-like
Exons: 11
Coding region: 25-1563 (512 amino acids)
Biological process (GO): sodium ion transmembrane transport
Cellular component (GO): membrane
Source: RefSeq, a predicted model, not a curated record